AAACUGAAGGUGGACUAAUACACUAUGCUCAUCUCUUCAUAUCAAUGCAUGUGCAUCGCAAGUGAUUCAAGAAAAGACUUGAGAUAUAUACAUAUGUUUGUGAAGAAUAUGAAAUGAGGACCAAAUUUGAGAUGGCAGCUCUCUCCCCCAACCCUGCCAUGCAAGACCUCAAGCUCACAUUCCAGCUAUCCACCCUUGUCUUCCCCGCACAACAAACUGAUGACCACAAAACCUUGUUCUUGUCCAACAUAGACCAAUCCCUUAAUUUCAAUGUCCAAAUACUUUAUUUCUUCUCCCCCAACCCAGAUUUCCCCCCAGAUACUGUGGUCACUAGGCUCAAACUCGCUGUAGAAAAAGUGCUCGUCCCAUAUGAUUUCAUGGCUGGAAGACUCAAGUGGAACCACCACUCUGCCCGCCUCGACCUCCACUGCAACGCUGCCGGGGCUGGCUUCAUGGCGGCUUCUUCCACUUUCUCUCUUGAUGAGAUAGGUGACCUGGUUUGUCCCAAUCCGGGAUUCAGGCAGCUUGUUGUUCAAACCUUGAAUAAUUUGGAGGAUGAGGAUCAGCCGUUGUGUGUUUUCCAGGUAACAUCAUUUAAGUGCGGUGGUUUUGCAAUUGGAGUAUCUCUAAAUCACAUCUUGCUUGAUGGCUUAGCCGGAAGAAUGUUCCUAGAAAAUCUAGCAUCACAAGCGUUUGAGGACAAACCCCUGGCUAUCAUCCCCUGCCACAACCGCCGCCUCCUCGCCGCCAGAUCACCGCCGCUCAUCUCAUUCCCACACCCGGAGCUUCUCAAGCCCCAGUUCCCAGUUCUUGGUCGCCCAGUUUCCGGUUCCGAAAAAGAACUUGAUUUCAAAGUUUUCAAAAUAAGCUCAAGUGACGUCAAUUUUUUGAAGGCCAUGGUCGCCAAGCAGGCAGCAGCAGAUAAUGCAACCGCCGUAAAAAUCACCAGCUUUAACGUUAUGGCCGCCCUGAUAUGGCGGUGCAGAGCUUUGUCGUUGUGUGAUGUGGAGGGAAAUAAAGAUAGAGUUUUUACUAUGUGUUAUGCCGUGGAUUUGAGGUCAAGGCUGAAUCCGCCGUUGCCACCUGAAUACUGCGGCAAUGCAAUAUUACCAGCUUAUGCCUCAGCAAAGUGCAGAGAUAUCGAGAAAUGGCCGCUAUUAAAGCUGGUGGAAAUGAUAUCAGAAGGGAUUGAAAGACUGAGCGAUGAGUACGUGAAAUCCGCAAUAGACUGGUUGGAGAUCAACAAAGGGAUCCCAUAUGGAGAUUGCGUUUUGACUUCUUGGUUGAGAUUGGGACUCAAUGAGGUGGUGUUUCCGUGGGGCAAGUCCUUGUAUUGUUGCCAUGUGGUGAACAAUUUAGAGCGUCUGUGUUGGAUGUUUCCCUAUGUUGAUGGAGUUAACAUAUUAAUUCAACGACCUGCUGAGGAGAUGGAGAGAUUCCAAUUCCACCUUCUUAACUUGAUCGUUGCAUAGUACUUAGACUCAAUGAUGCAUAUACAUGUAUAGUGAUCAAUCAAUAUAUAGCUCCAGCUUAAUUAUUGGACUACUUUGGUCACAAGAAUGAAGUAUCUGUUCUUUUAAGUUUCCUCUUGUUGAAUGUUGUCAGUGUUUGUUUUUUUCUCUUGUCCAAUCCAUACUCUACCAACUCACUUAGCAAGAUAUUCAACUGUUGAUUUUUACAUCAGGGGAAUAAUUUAUGAGGUCUGUUGUAAUAAAGUUUCUAAGUUUCCCUAGUUGUAGGAGUAUAUGUGUUUUUUGGUUUUGUAUA
Molecule: messenger RNA, 1767 nt
Organism: Sesamum indicum (sesame)
Lineage: Eukaryota; Viridiplantae; Streptophyta; Magnoliopsida; Lamiales; Pedaliaceae
Product: acyltransferase GLAUCE
Molecular function (GO): acyltransferase activity, transferring groups other than amino-acyl groups
Source: RefSeq, a predicted model, not a curated record